AUGUCGAUUCCCACAUCCAAGCUGCUCCACCGCGCCUGCAAUCACUUGUCAAUCCCCCCCGGUCGCAGGUUCGCAACGACUCUGGCGGAUACGCAUUGCCAGGAAUUUACCCUCCCCGAUGGCCGGACUCUAGGGUUUGCCGAAUACGGCGAUCCUCGAGGCCAACCUCUCCUGUACUUCCACGGCUUCCCUUCCUCGCGCCUCGAGGCGUCAGUCAUGGACGACAUGGCUCGCCAACGCAAGAUCCGCCUUCUGGCCCUCGACAGGCCGGGCUUCGGCCGCUCGACCACCCAACCAGGACAACGAAUUCUCGACUGGCCGACCGAUGUCGUCGCUUUCGCAACGGGCCAGAACAUUGACCGCUUCGCCGUCAUGGGCGCUUCUGGCGGUGGCCCCUACGCGCUCGCUUGCGCCCGGGCGCUGCCCCGCGAAAUGCUCACGGGCGUGGGACUCUUCGCCAGCGGUCCACCUUGGUGGGCAGGGCGGCAGCACAUGUCUCUGACCCGGAGGGCGACAAGCCGAAUGGCGAACCAGUGGCCGUGGGGCUUGACGAUCUUGCUGCAGGGGCUCGUUGACACGGCGCGAUGGCUCCUGGGCACCGCAGUGAUCCGAAAGCGACUCGAUGUAUGGCUUCAGGAGGAACAAAAUAAGACUAAACCUGAACCCACUUCGGAAACAUCAGAGCCGCAGCGGCCCAUCUCAGAAGCGAGAGACAAUCUGCUGCGAAUGCUGAUUGACGAGCCGUUCAGACAGGGGUGCGAAGCGACGGUCUAUGAGGCGAAGCUCCUAUCGGCCGACAGUUGGGGCUUCGACAUUGAGGAUGUUGGGUAUGAAGGCGUGCACGUCUGGCAUGGUGCGAAAGACAAAAACGCACCGAUCCCCUUGAUACGACACAUGGUUGACAGGCUACCACGCUGUAGGUUCACGGAACUGAGCCAUGACACCCACUACACAAUGUUUCAACAUAUGGCUGGGGCACUGGACGAUCUUAUCCCGAAAGAGGCCACGCGCUCCAUAAGCAAGACAUAA
Verticillium nonalfalfae is the source of this 1029-nucleotide messenger RNA. RefSeq lists its product as uncharacterized. The coding region runs from base 1 to 1029 and encodes 342 amino acids. Lineage: Eukaryota; Fungi; Ascomycota; Sordariomycetes; Glomerellales; Plectosphaerellaceae. The transcript has a single exon. The record is from RefSeq and is a predicted model, not a curated record.